AUGAAGUUGUCUAUCGUCCUCGUUCUGGCGGCCACCGCCAUUGCCACUGUCCAUGCAGGCAAUUUGGCCGCGGCGGAUAAUCUAUCCAGCAAGUCUGCACCGAAGCACGACGGUACUACUGAAGAAAGUGAUGACUCUCCAGACACGCUGGAGGUUGGCGGUCGUGGCACCGAUUCGACUGCUGGCGAAGGACCUGCCAACGAGAGUGUCCCUGCAGACUGUCCCGAUGUGUGCCCUCAGGUGUACAACCUAGUCACCGAUGAGUCCGGGACGUCCUAUCCCAACGAUUGCAUGAUGCGGGUGGCCAAGUGCAAGGCAAAGGAGAAGGUGGUUGAUGUCGUCGAAAAGCUCGAGAAACUCUAUGGCAAGCAAUCCGGUGCCUCGCGUGAUGAUGAUGGGAACAAGUCCGUCGGAAACGACGAGACGUCAGAGGACGAUGCUGCAUCGAAGGCUGACGGACGUGAUGAAGACCCUCCUCAGGUGAAGUGUCCUAACGUCUUGUGCCCUGAUGUGUACUCACCCGUGACGGACGAAAAAGGCAAUGAAUACUCGAACCAGUGCUACAUGGAUGUUGCAAAGUGCCAAGGACCUAGAGAGAACGUUUUGGAUGAGUACAAGAGGAUUUACGGUAAGGAGUUUGGAGCAGACCGUGAAGACGAAAGUAAGGCAAAGUCUGGAGGGAAGAGCCUGCGGCAAUAA
Molecule: messenger RNA, 699 nt
Organism: Peronospora matthiolae
Lineage: Eukaryota; Oomycota; Peronosporomycetes; Peronosporales; Peronosporaceae
Source: the annotation of a GenBank genome assembly